GGGCGAAAGAGCAGCUUCUCAGCCGUGCGGUUGCAAUAUCUGACGCUCCCGUGUGCCGUUGAUCCAUUGAUAUAUCUUCGCCGGCAUGUUUGGACUGUGCGGCCCUUCGCCUCGUUUGCCGACCGUGACCGUCAAGAAGGACUGUCCCAACAGCGGCGACACAUACAUCGGCCCUGACGAUGACCUAGCAUGCGGUCGGUAUGCACCCGCUGCGUGCCAGAAACGCAUGUAUACGCAAUUGCAGAUCUCACUCACUGGCUGGCUGGGUUGCAGACUAUUCGGUUCGGAAGAGUCCUUUCGUGACGGCCCGGGAUGCGUGUGUGGAGAUCCCCAUGGCAAAGGAGGGCGUCGGGGCUAUCAAACCCACCACACUGCCGAAGCUGCUGAAGGUACGGCUUUGGCAUAUGGAUCACACAAACGCGCCAGACAGGCUGAUGCUGCUGUGUGUUGAUGUGUGUUAGGCUGCUGCCGAGACCAAGGGGAGCCGCACGGCUCUGCAGUGGGAGGACCCCACAGACCCCUCCAAACCCAUGAUCAAAAUGACCUACAAAGAGGUACGUGUGAGUGAAUGGGCGCUGGGUGCGCUCCCGAUUGCGCAUGUGAGCGUAUGUGUGUGUGUGGGCAGGGGUAUGAUGAGGUGUGUCAGGCCGCCCGCGCGCUGGUUCACUACGGCAUGCCCGUGUUCGGUUCGGUGGCCAUCCUGGGCUUCAACUGCAAGGCCUGGUGGGUCGCAUACCACAGCGGCAUGAUGGCAGGUAUAUUCCCCCUUCACACAGACAGACACACACACAGACAUUUCAUCAAUUCCUUGUGGCGGCUCGGCUGUAGGUGGGAGCAGUGUGGGCAUCUACACGACCAACAAUGCCUCAGCGUGCGAGUACGUCUGCCGCCACAGCGAGGCCACCGUCGUCUUCGUAGAGAACGAGAAGCAGCUCUGCAAGUACGAGGGCGUCACGUCCUCAGCGCUCCCGGAUCUGCGGGUGUUCGUGGUGUGGGGCGAGGACGUCUCGGCCUACCUCGCCAGCAAGGGCGCCUCCCUCCCGGCUCCCGUCGUCACCUGGGUCAGUCAGUUUGAUUCGUGUGGAGAUGGUCUUCUGGCAGUGGCUUGUGUCUGCAGGAUGAGUUCAUGGCCAAGGGCCAGGACGAUGCGUUGAAGGGUGAGGUGGAGACGAGGAUGGCCAACACCAAGCCGGGGCACUGCGCGUCACUCAUCUACACCUCUGGCACGACGGGGACGCCCAAGGUGAGCUGGCUGGCUGGGCGGUAGGUGGGACAGAGGUCGCCGGCUGUCAUGUUGGAUGUGGUCAUGGUCAGGGUUGCAUGAUCAGCCACGACAACUGCAUCUGGUCCUCACGUGCCGUCAUCAACAGGGUCAAACAGCCCAGCGCAACAGUGCCGGUCGGAGAAAGCAGGCAGCUGGCCACAACCACCACGCGCCCCACCGACCACCCCCCACCCUCAUUCAUGGUUGCUGUCCUUGAUUUGUGUGCAGGAGGAGGUGGUGAGUUACCUGCCGCUGUCCCACAUUGCAGCCCAGAUGGGCGACCUCAUCUACCCUGUCAUCCAAACGGGCUGCCUGGCGGUGAGGGAGAGAGGGACAGAGCCAGCCCCAAGUGACUCGACUCUUGACACGGCCGGCCGUCGAUAUCUGUUUGUUUGUGUGCGCUUGCGCCCAGGGGCACUGCAUCAUCACGUUCGCGCGGCCUGAUGCGCUCAAGGGCACUCUCGGCGACACCCUCAAGAAGGGUACCGAAAUACGGAGCAUGGAAGCGCAGCGCGGCUCUCAAACCAGAGUGAGUUCUCGCCCCUCUGUGUGUCUUCUGCUGUGUUUGUUCAGUGAAGCCCACGAUGUUCUUUGGUAUCCCGCGUGUGUACGAGAAAAUGAUGGUACGGGGGGAUGCAGCCAGCCAGCCGGCACAAAGGAAGGGCACAGAUCCAUAAGGGUUUGUUUAUGCGGUGGCUGUGCGGCUCUCGUCCCCCGCCCCUCACCACCUCAGGAGAGGAUCAAGUCCGUGGCGGCGUCGACCAAAAACAGCGCCAUCAAGCAAGCGGUAGGUACCCCCCAUCCACACCACCCACCGCACCUUUUUGACUUACUUGUGUGUGUGUGUGUGUGGAUAGCUGAUAGACUGGGCCAAGCAGGUGGGCAAGGACCGGCUGGAGAUGCAGAUGGUGGGUGGGAGGGGCGGCAAUCCCAUCGGCUGGGGGCUGGCCAAGGGGCUCGUCCUGAAGAAGGUCCACGCCGCACUGGGCUUCGACAGGUGCUGGGACACCUGCCUUGUCGGCGCAGCACCCACGCCAGAAGCGGUCAGCCAGCCAGCCAUCCACCCACCCACCCACCUAUACCUUCCAGCAACACACCCACCCUCACUCUCAACGUCUUCCUCCUGUGACACUCAGGUGUUCCACUUCUUUGGCGCGCUUGGUAUCAUCAUCAAGGACGUUUUUGGCAUGAGCGAGACGGCGGCCGGUGGGAUGGCCGCCGUCUACAGACACAUGAAAAUCGGAGCGUGCGGGUAAAAGCGUAGGUGGGGGGCCUACAAACAAGGCACGCACGAUGUGCGUGUUGUGGGUGUGGUUCAGGAUGCCCAUCCCCGGUGAGGAGGUCAUGUUGAAGCACCAGCCUGGCCGCGACGCCCCGGGGUGUGGCGAGCUCUGCAUCCGGGGCAGGAACGUCAUGAUGGGGUAAGCGUGAUAGGCAGGCGGGCAGCCGGGCUGGUUUUCAUCCACGCAUUGCCGGCAACACAUGUAUGUGUGUGUGUGUGUGUGUGUGUAGUUAUCUGAAGGACGAGGCCAAGAGCGCCGAGACGAUCGAUGCCGAGGGCUGGCUGCACUCGGGCGAUGUCGCCACCACCGACGAGAACGGCAUCAUCAAGAUCACGGUAUGACGGAGGGACAUUUGUGAGAGAUGCUCGCCGUUUCCCUACGUGUGUGUGGUUGUGUAGGGUCGCAUCAAGGAGAUCAUCAUUACGGCUGGCGGCGAGAACCUAGCUCCCGUGCCCAUCGAGGAGUUCAUCAAGGUAUGUCCCACACACGCACGCACACAUGUACCUAGGUACCUGGGUCAGUCUGUGCGUCGUUCGUUCGUUGUGUCUGUCAUCAACAUGCACAGACCCACUGCCCGGCCAUCUCCAACUGCAUGGUGCUCGGUGACAAGCUCAAAUAUCUCAGCCUCAUCAUCACACUGCACACCAAAACGGUACGCAAUGGCACACACGCACACACACACAAAGAUCGAGGAGCCCUGAGCGAUCUCUGUGUGCAGGACCCCCAGGGCGACAUGAUGUCCAACGAGCUGGUGGGCAACGCGUUGGGCUACGGGGGCAGCGCCGCCACGACGGUCGACGAGGCGCGCACCGACGUCAGCUACAACACGGCCAUACAGGAGGUCAUCAACAAAUAUAACGACGAAGCGGUCGGUCACCCAUCCACACACCACACACCACACCGCACACAUGCACAACACCCCUCCUCCCAUGUGUCUGCAGGCUGUGAGCCAUGCGCAGAGACUCCAGAAAUUCCUGUUGGUUGACAACGAUUUCACCAUCAAGGGUGGCGAGCUGACGGGCACACUCAAGGUCAGGCGGGCGGCCAUCGUGGCCAAGUACGACGCAGAGAUACAACGCCUGUACGAGGAAUGAACGAACGAGUCCAUCGAUGGGCGCAUCAGGUG
This is a messenger RNA of Vitrella brassicaformis, 3673 nucleotides long. Lineage: Eukaryota; Vitrellaceae. The record is from the annotation of a GenBank genome assembly.